AUGCUGUGGUGGCGCGGAGCUGAUGGCACAGAUCUGGGGGACUCAUCCGCCACUGAGGCUCCCGAGGAAAGUGGGAAUGAGAGCUCGAACAGUAGCUCAAGGCCCGGGAGAGACCGACCAGUUCUAUCCAGGGCCCGAACGGCUCCUGCCAGCACGGCGGAGCACACCUCGAAGUGGACCAAAGAAGAGAUCUUAGCUCACGAGCAUCCCGAGAAGAAGCGGAGGCGCUGCACGGACGUAUCCUGGCUUCUGGUCUUUCUGCUUCUUCUUUCGGUGCUCUUGGUCUUUGGGUUCAAGAACCCGAGCUUUACAGCUCUGCUCAAGCUUGCUGACUACGAGGGGAAUAUCUGUGGAACUGCGGGCAAGACGCAUCAACGAUUUGCCUACAUCUGCGCCGUGAAUGCUGGCGAGUUGCAGACCGCCUUCACCGUUUGCAGGGAGUCCUGUCCUUCCAGCAACCACUCCAAGUAUCGUUGUUCCAACAACCUCACGGGCGUAGAUGCGGAGGCGCUGGACUACCCCACUGAAACCAGCAUCUUUCAUAUCAGCAACCUCUGUGUACCCCGGUCUGUUGAGUUGGCAAACCGCCUCUUCGUCCACCAUGCGAGGGCUGCGGAAGAGGCCCGGCUAUACGUGGCUUUGAGGCGCCUCUGGGUACCUCUUUUGAUGGCAGCGCUUGUGGGCAUCGGCAUUUCCUACAGACUUCUCUUCGUCCUGAAGAAGCAUACCGAGAGUCUCUUGAUGACCGGUGUGGCUGUCAUCGUCCUGAUCCCAUGGACUUGGGCAUUGUUCCUUUACGUGAUGAACGGCAGAGACGCUGAAGGCUUUUGCUGGGCACUGGUUCUGAUCGGCGUCUUCCUGGGAUGCAUCUCCAGCGCCCAUGCCACCACGCUGAAGCUGGCAGCUGGAUGCAUUGAGAGUUCUUGCGAGUGCGUACUAGACACGCCUCUGUUGCAGCUCGGACCUCUCGCGGUCUUGCUAACGAGAGCAUGCGCGAUUAGCUUCAUGCUGUUUUGCCUCCUGGUGUCCCCAGCGGGCAUAUUCUACAACCACCAGGCGCGCGUGCUGAGCUUCGACUGUGGCCAGGAGCAUUGCACCGGAAGCAUAAUAUUUUUCAUCUGCUGGGUAGGCAUGCUUUUCUGGGUGGAAGCUGUGAUCACAGCAGCAUGGGAGUUUGCGGUCUCUUAUCUGGCAUGUACAUGGUACUUUGAUGAUCCGAAGUUGGAACGGAAGAGUGGUACCACGCUCUGGAAACUUGUUUACACGCUCUUGCGAUAUCACCUGGGCAGCAUGGUCAAGGCCGCCGUCGUAAUCGGAUUCCUACGACCAUUCCGCUUCAUUUUCGGCACGAUCACACAAGUGGCCCGGAUGGAGUACAACCCAUUGCGUGGAAUCAUCCUCUUCUUUCUCGGCUGCUUCGUGCAUCUCUAUGAACAGCACUUCGACAGGUUCUCUGCAGAUGCAUACGUUGAGCUGGCGCUCACUGCCGAGCCAGUCUCGAAUGCCGCGGUCUUGGCCAGCAAAGUUGGCGAGACGCAAGUGACGUUCAGCAGCACGAAGACCGGCACCACCUUUGUGAUGCAGUUGGUUUGGGGUGCUAUCGUCUGGUGGGCGGGGUAUUUCACAGUCUACGUAAUCGUGGGUGGCCACUGUCCCGGUCUAGAGGGAUAUGGCAACCCUUACUCAAGCUACUUCGUGGGGAACCCGCACCUCUGGUCAAACGCAGGGGGCGUGAUUUCACUAGUGGCUGCCUUUCCGUACCUGAUGGUCUUCGAUGCCGUCUCCGACACGCUUCUGUACUGUGACAUCAUUGAUCUGGAGAUCGAGAAGUUCGAGGAAAAGGCAAGGCAAGAGGCUCGGUUGUCGAAGGAAGGCUUCCUGCUGGAACGGCUGCGUGGAAUCCAGGUGGAUAUGUACGCCGUCGGGAAGUCCGUGAGGCCGGUCAAGAGCAGAGACUGCGCCCAGCGGCUGUGGCAAGGCUGCGCAGCAUUGCAGGCGCGACGUCAUGCGCCGGGGAAUGCCUUGAACUUCAAAUCAGAGGGCAAAGAUCAACUGAUAAGUCGAAUGCUGCAGCCGCCAGAGCACGGUCCAAGACAUGAGAGCCUGUUGGUCGACCUUCAGAAUGCCGCUUUGCACCAUGUGACAGUCAGGUUAGUGGCUCACUGCGCAAACCAGUGGAUCCCUUCAUCCAGCUAUAGCAUAGAGGAUGUACCAGAAGAACCCGGCUCGCCACAAGAUGCGGCCGAGAAGGAUCUGCUGGAGCAGGCCAGACAUGAAGCAGAAAAUCUCUGGGGAGACAACAGCUUAGAGGGGCCCGCCUCCCUACAUGACGAGGAGGAGGGCCUGCCCUCUUUGACAGCCGGCCCGGCUCCGGCAGGUGAGCAGCAAGACGAAGGGAUCGUCCGCUUCAGCGCAACACGCGCAGAGAAGUGGGGCCUUGUCCUGGCGCCCGAGGAGCGCCUCCUUUGGGGGCCUUGCCUCUUCGAGGAAGAGGUCUUUCGCGCUUGGUUUCCGCAUCGGCGGGGUGCGCGGAACCUGAGGCGACCCUCGACGCUGGCCACGAUAACAGAUCGUCGCCUCAUUGUCAUCCAGUACAGGAGCGUCGGACCUCUCUGCUGUGGUGGUGUCUGCCACCGCGCCCCCGUUGACAGCGUGAGUAUCAUUCCGCUCAAGAACAUUCUUGGAUUCUGCGUCGAGGAGAACUUUUCGCUGCAGCAGGCGAUGCUUGCUCGACUGCUAUCUCGGGUGUGCUGCCGGCCUUUGUCGGAAAGUUCACUGAGUGUCAAGGUCCUCAGCAACGCCGGCCUUGGUAAGGUGUACCUCGGCGCAAUGUCUGUGAAGCAGCGGGUGCUUCCGCUGCAUGCCGAUCCAGCCUGCAACUUUGAAGAGGACAAGGUGCUGGAGUUGAGGAGAUGGCUAGGCAAUGUGGCCCUGUUCUUCAGCGAUACAAGCAACAAGGACCCCUCGCGCCCACUGCUGGAGCUCUGGCGCUGCGAGCGAGGUUGGGCUCCUGAGUGA
This is a messenger RNA of Symbiodinium sp. CCMP2592, 3018 nucleotides long. Lineage: Eukaryota; Dinophyceae; Suessiales; Symbiodiniaceae. The record is from the annotation of a GenBank genome assembly.